GACAUGCUAGAGCGGCAAAUUAUUUUAAAUCUGCCCUGACAAAAUGGCGGACCGUAAAAUUCUGACAUUGACAUUUACCUAACCGCACUUUUUGUGAUGUUAUUCGGCGGAAUAAUCACAACAAAAACUUUUUGUAAACGAACACUUUCGGCAAUGGUGCGUUACUUGGGCCAACAAGAAGCGAUAAACAUCGACAAGGACCUCUUCAACCAGUACAAGUUCUCCGUUGACCAAUUAAUGGAACUUGCCGGUUUCAGUUGCGCCUCUGCUAUAGCAAAAGUUUACCCCGUUGAAAAAUACGGACAAAAACCGAUUCUUGUAUGCUGCGGCCCCGGAAAUAACGGGGGUGAUGGGCUAGUUUGUGCGCGACAUUUGAGCCUGUUUGGCUACAAACUGAAGGUCUUCUACCCCCAACGAACCGACAAACAGCUCUACCAUAAUUUGGUGCAUCAAGCUGUCUCCUCAGACGUCGUGAUGAUUAACAGGGAGCCCACCCUUGAUGAAGUUAAUAACGAGUUUGGGCUGAUUGUAGACGCGUUAUUUGGGUUUAGUUUUAAACCACCGGUUAGGCCGGAUUUUAAAAAUAUCAUGGAGGUGUUAAAGUGCGUCAGUGUGCCCAUUGCAAGUAUCGAUGUACCGAGCGGUUGGAACGUAGAGAAGGGGAUGCCUUCAGAAGGCGGCAUUUCUCCGGAACUGUUAAUUUCACUAACGGCCCCCAAACAAUGCGCCCAGUUUUUCCUAGGCAAGUAUCACUAUCUAGGCGGUAGAUUUGUCCCGCCAAAGUUGGAACAAAAAUACAAGUUGAGUCUCCCCAAAUAUCACGGCACCGAAUGUUGCGUCCUCUUGAAAUAACCACCAAGUUUGCAUUCGCUACAUUUUAUUUCAUCGUGGGUUUGAGGACGCUCUGAAUAUUUUACAUACAAAAAUGAACGAGAAAUGUAUAAUAGGGAUCAAUAAAAUGGUUAUUAUGAA
Tribolium castaneum (red flour beetle) is the source of this 972-nucleotide messenger RNA. It is a transcript of the gene Naxe, whose product is annotated as NAD(P)HX epimerase. Bases 97 to 852 code for a protein of 251 amino acids. The transcript has 3 exons. Gene Ontology annotation, molecular function: NAD(P)HX epimerase activity. Gene Ontology annotation, cellular component: mitochondrion. Lineage: Eukaryota; Metazoa; Arthropoda; Insecta; Coleoptera; Tenebrionidae. The record is from RefSeq and is a predicted model, not a curated record.